GACUUGUAUGACAGAUGAUGUACAUAAUCUAAGACUAGUAAUAAACAAAAACAUUUUUUUAAAAUUAUUUCUAAGUGUUAUUUAAUAAAGAAAAAUGUCUAAUUGAUGAUAUGGUGACAUUUUCUUUUAGGAAAUGUUUAUUUGACAUUCAUGGAAGGAGUCUCCUGUGUCAGUACUUUGCAACAGUUUACCGGACUACGGAGAACAACACAGAACAGUACGCAAGACUACAUAAAGUGCAAAUACACAACAGGGUGAAACGAGUGCAGGACAAUAAAUAUACGGAACAGAACAACAUAUUGUGUACAAAAUAACACAACUAUGUUGUAGUAUAGCAGCAAUACGUACUGUACUGUACAGUACAGAGGCAGUAUUAGCAGUAUAGUCUUCAGGACAGAGGACUUUGUGUUUUCAGGUUUAUUGUAACAUGACUAGCUGUGUUUUUAUUUGUCGUAUAGCUAUACUCCAAGACUGGUGUAAAUAAUGAGUCUUUGCAUCUGCUAUAACUUGUUUCGUGGAUGUUCCACAAAACUAAAUGAUAGAUAGAUUUUCUUUUUCCUUUUUUCUUUUUUUUUUUUUUAAAUCUAUUACUUUUUCAGCCAUUUUUAAUCAGUAAAAAUUGUGAUCACUGGAUGUUGUAUAAGAGGAAUAAAACAGUUAGGGUUGAGCUGUCAUAGGAAAAUAAUCCUAUGGGAUUGUAACACUAGCUCUGCUUCAUGCAUGCUUCAAGUCUUAUUUAGAUCACUGGUUACUUAUUGUAUAUUUAAAAUAAAAAUGAAAAACGUUCUUUAUAUAGUUUGCUAAAUGAUUUAACAUCUACUAGCGGGUUGUUAAUAGUGGAAAAGCUUGAAUUUUUACAACGGGUGUUCACAUGAAAAUCUGGCAACCCGUCUUCCAAACUGUGCUUGACGUUAGCUUAGCAUAGGAUAACAUUUGGGAGCUCAUAAUGGAUGAACUGACGAUAUUCGGUUUAAAGUAUAUGCGUAAACAUUAAGAAAAGUUCAGUUUAUCUAACUUUAAUGCUACCUCAGAAAGACAGAAUACUUUUAUAUCUUUUAGCAGAGUUUUUAAGCAUGGCUAGCUGACACAAAGGGUAGUCCGGUAGCUUAAGUGCUUUAAAUAGGUCUAGAUAUGCUAACUGUAAAUUAAAAAAAAAAAAAAAAAUCAGGUUGCCUAGCAAUUAACUGGAAUGUUCUAUGAUUAAAAUAUUGCCCGCGUGCGCCAAUAAGACUUGUUUGCUAGCUCGCAAAGCCAAAUAGUUAAUGAAUGAAUUGUUUAAUGUGUGCAGUAUGUUUUUUAACACAAUAUUUAUUCGGAUGCGUUACAUUUUAAUGAGGUUAAACUGAUGUUGUCCACAUUUGAAAGACAUGCCAUAAAUAAAUAAAUAAAUAAAUAAAGGGAGGGCGAUGAAAACACUGCAAUCCCCUAACGCUAGUCGGCUAAGCUAAGCUAAACUAAAGCUAAGCAUCCAUAAGGAAGAAGAAGUGGGGCCAGUCGGCGGAGCUUCAGCCGCUUGGUGAAGCUGAUCAGCGAGACGCUAGUGUUAGUCCUGCUCCGAGAAGCUGGAUGAAAAUGGCUAAAAUUCACAUUCAAGGAAACGGAUUGGAGGCUAAAGAUGGGAAAAGUCUGCGGCGCACGACAGAGAGUUUAGACGGACAGGAAGGCGACUCUCCGGGCUCCGAGUUGGAGCCGAACGGCUUCCCCGAGACACGAGCGGAUAAAUACGGCUUCAUCGGCGGAUCUCAGCAGAGCACCGAGGACCUAGCCGAGGACAUCCCUCCUGAGGUGUUGAGACAGAGAGAGGCUAAGUGGCUGGAGAUGCUGAACAGCUGGGAUAAGUGGAUGAGCAAGAAACACAAGAAGGUAAAGGUGCGGUGUCAGAAGGGCAUUCCACCAUCUUUGAGAGGUCGUGCCUGGCUCUAUCUGUCGGGAGGAAAGGUGAAACGGGAGCAGAAUGUAGGCAGGUUCCAGGAAUUGGACAGUGAAUAUGGAGAGCCAAAAUGGGUGGAUGUAAUCGAGAAGGAUCUCCAUCGUCAGUUUCCCUUUCACGAGAUGUUCGCUGCACGAGGAGGCCACGGGCAACAGGAUCUGUUCCGAGUGUUGAAGGCUUACACACUUUACCGGCCGGAGGAAGGUUACUGCCAGGCUCAAGCUCCCAUCGCUGCUGUACUGCUCAUGCAUAUGCCCGCUGAGGAUGCAUUUUGGAGUCUGGUGCAGAUCUGCGAGAAAUAUCUGCCUGGUUACUACAGUGCAGGCCUGGAGGCGAUCCAGCUGGACGGUGAGAUCCUGUUCUCUUUACUGAAGCGCGUCUCUCCCGUGGCUCAUCGGCACCUGAAGAAGCACAAGAUCGAUCCGGUGCUCUACAUGACCGAGUGGUUCAUGUGCGCGUUCUCCCGCACGCUACCGUGGGCGUCAGUGCUGCGCAUCUGGGACAUGUUCUUCUGCGAGGGAGUCAAAGUCAUUUUCCGUGUGGGCCUGGUGCUUCUCAAGUGCAUGCUGGGAUCUCAAGAGAAGCUAAAGGCGUGUCAGGGUCAGUACGAAACGAUGGAGAGACUUCGAGCCGUAGAGCCAUGCUACAUGCAGGAGGGCUUCCUCGUUAAAGAGAUUCUGGAAUUGCCGGUGUCUGAGCGGGACGUCGAGAAGGAGCAUCUCGCCCAACUCCGACGCUGGAAGGAAACACGCGGAGAGCUGCACUGCAAAUCUCCUCCCAGAAUGCACGGCGCUCGUGCCAUCAUGGCCGCUGAGCCUCCCAGCCGACAGGACCUGCAGCAGAAACCCACCAUCGUCGUGCAGCCGGCACAGAUCAUCACCAGCUCCGAAGACGACGAGAGAAAGAAGGAGGAGAAAAAGAAAAGCAAGGUGGAUAAAAAGAAGAGCAAGAAAGACUCUUCGCUCGACACAGCCAAUCGGGACCAGGCACCGCAGGACCAUCAGGCUUUACCCAGCCAAUCACAGGCACUCCUAAAGGACACAAGUCUUCAGGCAUCCAAUCAGAGCCUGAGCAGUUCAGAGCAUGACACGUACCUGUAGAGUGCCACACGGCGGUCGUCCUGACCUGUGUCUGAAGACUUCAGGCCCAAACGGCCCACUCUCAGGUUUCUGUAUCAGGACUGCAGUUCCCAGAAUGCAAUGCUGUGGUUUAGUUUUCCUUUACAUCACAUCCAUGUGCUUCAUGAAGAAAUUUGUAUGUAUUGUAAGUUGUUUUUUAAAAAGGUUUUUUUUUUAAAUUGUUAAGGACCAAGAAUGCAUGAAAGCCACGUUACUUUCCAGACCGUAUUUUCCAGAUUAUAAGGCGCAAAGUGGAAUAGUGUUUUUAUUUAGCAGUUGUGAGAUUUCAGCAGUGGGGAAUGUACACUACCAUUCGAUUACUGCUUAGAUAAUAAUGAAAAUGCAAAACAUUAUGCUAGCUACAGACAGCACUGACCUAGCGACUGUAAUCAGACACACAAAAGCCACUUAAUAACGCUCAAAUACAGCAACACUAAUGAAAAACUAACUCAACUACACCAGCAUUUUAGAGGCAGACAUUCUGGACAAAGGGGCAGUUUGUAAUUUUAGAAAGUGUUUCUAGACCUAAAAUAAUAUCAUUUUAAAGAGGGCUUAGAGCAACUGUAACACACACAUACAAAAUAUUAUUAUUUUUUUAAAUUUUGUAAGCAGACAAAAAGGACUUAUAGUCUGGAAAAUGUGGUGCAUUUAGACACACACCGACUCGGAAACAUCACUAUGUGAUGGCAACCUAAAAGGGCUGAAAUUUUCAUCAUCAGGUGCGUUUUAGCAGCUCAGUUUUGUCGUCUGAUGAGCAAAAUGAUGCUAAUGUACCAGCAUGGCCAAUGGAAAUUGGGAAGUGCUUGAGCCUUGAUAAGAAGCCAACACGAGUGCUUAAAUUCGCUGUAUCUGCGUUAGAGUUGCGUCGGUUUUUAUACUGUAAGAUUUACAACGCCAUUAUCACAGACUGUUUAAAAAUCAUUCCAUCUGGGAGGAGCCUUGGGAAGUUGUUUUUCUUAUUUUGUCCCUCCCAUAACACAGCGGACCAAAUUCUCGGCUUCGACUGAGGGAUCGCUACGAGACAUGCUGUUUUUGGAAAAUAUUCGACCUUGAGGUUAUAACGCAUCAUUGUUUAUUAUUUUCCUAUAACACCAUGUCCUGGAGUGAUCGAUUCCUCUUAGACCACGGAAGUUUGCCACCAUUAACAACAUUUUUAUUAAACAACGAUAUGUCGUACUUUUUAUCCAUUAUGGUUGCUUUUAAUGUUGCAGAGAUGAGAGAUGAGGAAACAUAAACUAAAGCACAUGAUGAUAAUCUGCGUGGGAUUUUUGGUUAAACCCGCAUGUAGUUCAUGGGUUUUGAGCACUAGGGGGUGCAACAUGUCUUACUUUGUCGUGACCUCCGACUUGAAGUAGGGCCUCGGAUACACACAGUAUACGGUUUGACCUUAUCCAAAACUCAUAGAGGCUAAUGUUUUCUGUGACAGGACCCAACAUGGCUGAUCUGUCAUUUACAGUCAGUCUGAUUUACAAUAGAAUUAUGCUAAUUACAGAUUAUGAUUUGGAUUAGUAUCGGGUCUGUCCUAUAAAAAAAGAGAACAAAGAGAUUUAGUCACGCAAAGACUGCUUGUGAAUGAGACAAGUGAGGGGCUGUAGCCAUUGAGGACGUUUAUAGACGUGCCAAACUUAUAAGUAGGCCAGUCAGAUGUAACUUUUGAUUUUUAGAUAACGGAGAUAUUUCACUUGGGGGAUAUUUACACCUAAAAGCAUUUAUUUUCUUUCAAAUGCAUUUCUUAUCCUCACAAAACACACGCGCUUCCAUUUUAACCAACACCCCGUCAGUCCACAUCAUGAGUCUGCUCCACAAGUGUAAAAUCGUGAUUCGUUUAAAUCACACACACUCGCACAGGUCUACUCGACAAUAAUGCGGUGACUGUACUGCCCUGAAUUUGCAGUACGAGGUGUUUGAUACGAUAAUGACACUCGGUAGAUACGGAUAUAAACACAAAUCUCCUGUUUAUUCAUACCCCAGGGUCUCGGUUCACGCCGUCAUGACGCUUUUCUGACGCAUCCGACCCGAGUUCUGAAUAGGCGUGUGCCGAUAUUCAUUUUCAUAUCCCGAUAAAUUUGUUCAUCUAAACAAAACACAAAGGGUAACAAUGAUUUUCCAGAAAGAAAAAAACUAAACAGUAUUACGCAUGCUAAUUAUCUAAGGAAUAAAACACUUCAGGAUGUGCUGUUUUAGGGAAAUUAAUCAACCUGAAGUUGAUCACACCACCCUGAGUGUUUUUCCUGUAACCACAUGAAGUGUUUUUAUUCCUCUUAUACCACACACGGAUUUGCCAGCAACUACAUCUUAAUUUAUUAAAGAACACCACACAGUAAUAAUAAAAAAAAAAAAAUAAUAAUGCAAUUUACAGUUGUGUUUAAUGGCAUUUAAAU
Ictalurus furcatus (blue catfish) is the source of this 5429-nucleotide messenger RNA. It is a transcript of the gene tbc1d10ab, whose product is annotated as TBC1 domain family, member 10Ab. Bases 1567 to 3030 code for a protein of 487 amino acids. The transcript is spliced from 10 exons. NCBI's taxonomy places the organism in Eukaryota, Metazoa, Chordata, Actinopteri, Siluriformes, Ictaluridae. The record is from RefSeq and is a predicted model, not a curated record.